Molecule: messenger RNA, 1257 nt
Organism: Sugiyamaella lignohabitans
Lineage: Eukaryota; Fungi; Ascomycota; Dipodascomycetes; Dipodascales; Trichomonascaceae
Gene: PCL5
Product: Pcl5p
Exons: 1
Coding region: 1-1257 (418 amino acids)
Biological process (GO): regulation of cyclin-dependent protein serine/threonine kinase activity
Cellular component (GO): nucleus; cyclin-dependent protein kinase holoenzyme complex
Molecular function (GO): protein kinase binding; cyclin-dependent protein serine/threonine kinase regulator activity
Source: RefSeq, a predicted model, not a curated record
AUGUUAACGAUAAUUCCUGUGCAUGAUUUAACUGCUGAUGAGCCUUUGGAUCUUAGCUCUCCAUCCCACUCGCUGGUAUCCUCAUCGUCAUCAACUGGUUCGUCGGCUAGCAUUUUCAGCUCGGCCACUGUUGGUGACUAUGAAUCAGCUACUUCUUCAGUUGAAUCAUCCACAUCCCCAGAAAUCACUAUUUUAAAUGAAAGGAAAGCGCCGACGCCAACGGCCAAGCCAACUGUGUCGAAAUUAUUAAAGCAUGAAAAUACAAAGACUGUGUUUGUCGAGGCUUUGGUUGGUUCCGCUGUUCUCUUGGUAGAUGCCAUUUGGAAGAACCCUGGCGGCUCUUCCAAGAAAUCAAUGCCUCUACGGCGGUUUAUCCAAGAGACGCUCAAACGCUCACGAACCUCGUACAGCACUUUUCAAGUGUCUCUGUAUUAUUUAAUUCUCGUCAAGCCGUUUAUUUUCGAACAGGCUCGUCAGAAGAGACUAGCAAAGUCUCCUCUGAGCUGUGCGAGACGCACUUUCCUAGCCAGUCUAAUGCUGGCAUCCAAAUGUCUUCAAGACAGGAACUACAGCAUCAGUGCUUGGUCCAAAAUCUCUGGCCUUUCUGUCAAAGAGCUUGGCAAUAAUGAGAUUGAAUUUCUCAAGGCUGCUGACUGGAAACUCCAUGUUCCUCAGGAAGUUUACAAUCGAUGGAGCACUCUUCUUUUGAGCAGUGGCUCUGUCAAGCCUGAGACUUGGAAGAACCGCAUUAAGACCAUUGGUCCCGAUAUCAAAUUCGACGAGUGUUCGUAUGCCACUGUAUGGGGUGAUUUCAUCGAUCUUACUGCAACUGGCGAAGACGUCACUUCCGGAUACAACUGUAGCACCGGCACCUCUGACUCAUGCGAUGUCACCAUUGCCAAGGUCUCUGACACAUCCCCAGUCGAGGUCGAGUGUGACAUGCCACUCACACCCGAACCCACUAAAACACAAUUCACACCACCUCAAACAGGCGCUUAUUACAUGACCAACCGCGACGAAUGGCGAUACAUCCGAUCUAGUCUGGCCAUCAAACAGAAGCUCCAAACCAACAUGAAAGCUCUUCAAGCCAAACAACGCUCUGUCGAAGCCGUGGUUCUAGCCACACCGGCGCCCUCCGAAGUGCGCUUGACCGCCGAAAGAAAACGCAGCUUCACCGCCGAAGACGACGAAGCCAUCAGCAUCGUCAAUGUCCGCUCCGUCAAGCGCCGUGUCAUCCACGUAGAUGGCAUUAUUUAA